Molecule: messenger RNA, 1154 nt
Organism: Hibiscus syriacus
Lineage: Eukaryota; Viridiplantae; Streptophyta; Magnoliopsida; Malvales; Malvaceae
Product: hydroxyphenylpyruvate reductase-like
Exons: 2
Coding region: 63-1004 (313 amino acids)
Cellular component (GO): cytosol
Molecular function (GO): glyoxylate reductase (NADPH) activity; NAD binding; hydroxypyruvate reductase [NAD(P)H] activity
Source: RefSeq, a predicted model, not a curated record
AAGAUUCCACGCUUAUUGGGCUUUGAAAUUCCGGCUUACCAUCUCUCACAAUUCAACCAACCAUGGAUUCAAUUGGAGUACUCAUGGCUUGUCCCAUGAACUCUUACCUCGAACAACAACUCGAUAAGCGUUUCAAGCUCUUCAGGUUCUGGACGGUGCCGGACAAAUCAUUGUUUCUGGCUUCUAACAAAGAUUCAAUCCAGGCGGUCGUCGGCAACGCCUCUGCCGGUGCCGAUGCUGAGCUCGUCGAGGCGUUGCCCAAGCUGGAGAUUGUUGCCAGCUUCAGUGUUGGGCUUGAUAAGAUUGAUUUGGCAAAAUGUAAAGAAAAGGGUAUCAGAGUUACCAACACCCCUGACGUUUUGACUGAAGACGUGGCAGAUUUGGCGAUUGGGUUGAUGUUGGCGGUGUUGAGGAAGCUUUGUGAGAGUGAUCGGUACGUGAGGAGUGGCAAGUGGAAGAAAGGGGACUACGUGUUGACUACUAAGUUCACUGGGAAAGAAGUUGGCAUUAUCGGUCUGGGAAGGAUUGGCAUGGCAAUUGCGAAGAGAGCUGAAGCAUUUAGCUGCCCCAUCAGUUACUACUCAAGAACCAAGAAACCCGAAAUCAAUUACAAAUACUAUCCGAGUGUUGUCGAGCUGGCUGCCCAUUGUGAUAUCUUGGUUGUUGCUUGUCCACUGACUAAAGAGACCCACCACAUUGUCAACAGGGAUGUCAUCAAUGCAUUGGGUCCAAAGGGUGUUCUCAUCAACAUCGGGAGAGGCCCCCAUGUCGAUGAACCCGAGCUGGUCUCUGCAUUAGUUGAACACCGAUUAGGAGGUGCAGGGCUGGACGUGUUUGAAAACGAACCCUAUGUACCAGAAGAGCUUUUUGGGCUUGAUAAUGUGGUUCUCUUACCUCAUGUGGGGAGCGGUACGGUGGAAACCCGGGAAGCUAUGGCUGAUCUUGUGAUUGGGAACUUGGAGGCACACUUUCAGAAGAAACCACUGUUAACUCCUGUGGUUUAAUGGUGCCAAUGUUAGUUAAUCGCCAACUUCAGAUUGCUGCUCUCAUUUGUAUUUUCAUGAUUUUAUGAACACUGAAUGGCAUAGAUUAUAUGUAGAUGAUUGUAAAACCCUUCUUCCUGUGGGGUGAAUGUUGUUUGGUUGCAAGUUGAA